AUGAGUUCUCUCAAUAUCACCUGGAUGUAUCACUUAACGGGGAACACAAUCCUCGUCUUCACAGCCAACACGACUGUCCGGACUUCCAUGGUCCGGUUUGGGUUCGAUCUGAGCCGCGGCUUCUACGACAGCAUCGAGGCUGCGUUUUUCCGCUGCCUCUGGGCCUUGUUCGUCUGGGUGCCGAUCUUCUGUUUGAUGCGCAUCCGGCUCUAUCCGAUCGAACGUCGCAACCGAGACGACGAGAUUUGGGACACGAUAGUCCAUUUCCUGUUUGCCUGUUGCGACGCCUUCGUCAUGGCCGUUGCGACUGACCACUUCAUGACCGGUAAGCCGUUCGAGAUAUUCAAGGCCCUUCUCAUGCUUGCGUGGUUUGUCUGGAUGUAUGACGUGAUUGAGACUGCUGCGCCCCUUCGUCGUCGAUACAUCUAG
This is a messenger RNA of Annulohypoxylon maeteangense, 429 nucleotides long. RefSeq lists its product as uncharacterized. The record is from RefSeq and is a predicted model, not a curated record. Lineage: Eukaryota; Fungi; Ascomycota; Sordariomycetes; Xylariales; Hypoxylaceae. The transcript has a single exon. The coding region runs from base 1 to 429 and encodes 142 amino acids.